This is a messenger RNA of Symbiodinium sp. CCMP2592, 4002 nucleotides long. The record is from the annotation of a GenBank genome assembly. Lineage: Eukaryota; Dinophyceae; Suessiales; Symbiodiniaceae.
AUGUCAGAGCUCGGCGGGACUUUGCCCGACAGCUCCCUGCAAGUACGAGCACUCACCCGAAUCUCUAGAGCAGUGCUCCAGCAGAAUCCGGAGGUAGCGUUCCGAGUGAAUUUGGCCAGGGCUGAGCUUCAGAUCGAUCUUACGCCUGACAAUGAGAAGGCUGCUGAUUGCAAGGCUGGGGCCAAGUCAGAUGACGGUAAGGGAAAGGGGAAGGGAGGUAAGGCACCGAACAAUUCAAAGGGGCCAUCCACUGCAGUUCCAUCUCCUCCCCCGCCUCCAUCGUCUGCGGCUAACAACCAGCAACAGAUCAAAAGCCUCCUAGCAGAUGCCGCGCGAAUCCUGCAAGAAGCCAUGCCUCCUGCACAAGGCCCCGCGCCUGACACAGUGCAUACCACUGCCUCAAUGCCGAUUCCUGCGCAGCCCAAUGCCAACCCGCCUAAGGCGGCUCCUUCAGUGCCUGUUCAAGGCACUCCGGUGACCCUAGCAUCCUUGAGUGCCCAGCUGGACACCUUGAGAGCAAUGUCACAGGACCCGCAGAUCAAGGUGAUUGCAACUUCUAUGAGCUCGGAGAGCUUAGCAGGUGAAAGGGCCAGCAGUGUGACAGCAGUUACCUUGAGGGCUCAGUUGGAUUCCUUGAGAAGGGCGGUUGAGAUCUUUGGGGCAAAGGUUUGUGAUGAAGGGGAUCGCAGCUUGGGGAGUGGUACGGCCUUAUUGGAAAGUGGGGCUACACAUGCGGUUAUCGCUUUCCACGAUCGGUUGCGAGACUUGGAGAGGGUUCCAGUAACCCUUGCUGGUGAUGAGAAACAGGAAUGGCUGAGAACGCAGGGCGGCACAUUGGUUGUCCCACCCAACGCCGUAAAGAGGAUUGUGGCACAAGGUAUGAUGUUAUGGUCCCUCGCCUCAGUGUCUCGAGAAAGGGGCAUAGUCUACGUUGCCGAGCACCCGGCCACCUUUGGUGAUGCAGGUUCGGAGUUUCAGGCUUGGUCGGGUACUAAGACUGUGAGUUUCAGUCAGGGAGCCCUCGGAGAUGACUACCUUCGGCCCACCUCCUUGAUUACCAACCUUGAUCUGAAGUACUUGGGUGAACUGGAGCCUCGUGGGAACUCCGACACUCCCCCGGGGGGAAGGAUGUGGACGCUCCCUCUCCGUGCAGUGAUGGCUCGCGCUCUUUCCGGUGAAUACCUAGGACCAUCCUGUGAGUCCCUCGAUCAGGAAAUCACAUGCCACUUGAAGGGGUCGACCUUCUCUGCCCACAGUGAGCCGCCGAACUCGGCGCUGGCUACAAUCGGUGACUCAGAUGUGCCCGCUUGCCUUGAUGAGGUGAACACCGCUGAUGAUGAUAAGGAGCCAUUUCUGAUGAGGAAGUGUGUGUGCAAGGAGUUGCUGAGGCUGAAUCUGCCUGUGCUGCACCGGCCGAAGCCGAAAGGUGGCGCCAACAUCUGCUCAACGGGCGAAUCCGCCAUCCACGUUGGAAGGGAUGAGGGAUGCAUCACGGGCAAGUCGAUCCUGCGUUACGGAGACUUGUUUGAGAAUGGGCAUCGCAGUGCACCCAAUGUCCAAGAUGAACUGGCCGAGUACGAGCCCUCUGACCCUGGAGGGGAGCUCUUUGGCCCAAGCCCUGAUGCUGGUGUUCAGCCACCACUACAGUCGAGCGAAGCUGUGGGAGUCCAGGCUCUAGCGACCGAUCUUUCGGAGGGAUCAAUCUUGAUUCCAGAUGAUCUGCCUGAUGAUAGUGAGGAGUUGAAGCGCUUGAUCAAGGAACUCAGCGACCCGGUCGACCAGGUCGUCCUACGGUACUUCAUUCCGUUACGCACUAAGACAGGGUCCAGCAUUCUUUGCCCACGAACUGUCGGGUGGAUUAAGUCUCGCAUCCGCACGCUGCUCAACGGUGCAGACUUGGCAGUAGGAUGGUGGCCCUUAGCGGCUCGAUGGGCAGUGGCCAAGCACAACCAAACCAUCUUAGGAGAACCGGAUCUCCCUGCCUUUGGCCAGCGUGUCUUGCAUCGAGUGAAGCGCCCAGCAGACGGUGCUAAGCAGCUGAUGGAGCGAUGGAUUGAAGCUAGGUAUGCGGAGGAGACUGAAGGAGAGCCUCUGGAUGGUUUGGUUGAUGAGUCAGGAUUCUUAAAUAGGGCUCGGGUUACCCGUGUGUGCGCCUCCACGGAUACUGCGAAGCCUACCUGGUCAGCCCUGAUGCUGACGCGAGCUGGGAAUGUAGAUGUGCGCCGUGAUUGGCGGAACGAGUGGGGAUCACUUAACUAUGCCAUGCAUGUUCCCGGCGAAGUUCAGUUGUGGGUUGAGUCGGAAGGUAAUUCAGCUUCCAAGGUUGUUACACCACCUGAUCCAACGUGGAGCCCCGAGGAGACUCGCGCCCUCACAGAGGUCCCUGUUUCCUUCAAUCCCCGUCUCCACCAUGCCGUCCGAAUGCACCAGAAUUGGCUGUUGGUGGGAUACACACCACUGGGAACUAGCACGCUAGGCGAGGAUAGUUUAACAUCCUUAGAGGCGUAUGAAUUCCCGCUCCCCACAGCGUGCGGUGAUCAGCCUGAGUAUCGGAUCCAGGCCCUUUCCUCUACUUCUGAGGACACUUCUGAGUCCAGCAUCGACUCUGAAGAGCUACGACAACAGAUUGAGGACUCAAGGUUGAGAGAAGAGCCAGUAGAAUGCGAUGAUGACUCCUGGCCGCCUACCACGCAAGGACCGCUUUCUGUUGAUCUGCAGCCAGACAUGAACUCCACCUUAAUUGGAUGGGAUUUCAGUGCCGCAAGCCCGGGGGACGUUCCCCAUGCUUCCCUUGAUGGGGUGGAGCUGUCGGAUUAUCUGUUGGCCCGAGGAGCUGAUCAGGCUUUCCGGCAGCUAAGAGCCCUUGGGAUUGAGGUUCCGAAUGAUUUGCAAUUCCUGUUUGUUGAGGACUUGGUUGAGCAUGGGAUUCCGGAGUGGCUAGCCAGCCCGUUGGAGGUGAUACACAACGUGUCGCCCACCGAAGUUCGUCAGAAUUUGGCAAAGUGGCGUCCGGCAGCCAAGGCCGAACUUGACACCUUCGAGAAGUUGAGCGUGAUACGUAAGUUUUACGGAGUCACGAAACGCUAUGCGAUGCGCCCUCCUCGCCUUUUGAUUGACCUGCAGCUGGCAAGAGAGGACGAGGCGAGAUGGAGCACAGAGUUUGGACAAGUGACUCUGGAGCAGCUUUCGUCCGAGAGCAACGAGGCGACAGCUACGGAUCCUUUGCGCUUUCUGGGAGUGGAUAUCUUUGCAGAGCUUGAUGAGGACCACCAAGUGAUUGGAUAUAGUCUGGGCCAAGAGUCAUACAUAGCGGAGCUUUUGAGGAGCCACGAUGCAAAGGAGAACUCAAGACCAACUGCUCCUCUCCCGAAGGAGUGGAUCCGCGAGGUACCUCCUGAUGAGGACUUUGCAGAGGUUGAGCUGAGAGCAGCCCAACGGAUCACCGGCGAACUGUUGUGGAUUGCACAGAGGACAAGAGUUGACAUUGCUUUCUGUGUUGGGCUCAUGGCUAGCUGGGUUGCAAAGUAUCCGAGACAAGUGUCGAAGAUCGGAGCCAGGGUUCUCGAGUUUUUGGCCAAUACAAGGUCUCACAGACUCACCUUGAUUCCUGGGAAGGCCGAUGGAUUGCGUAUCUACACGGACGCCUCGUUUGCACCACAUGGAAGCCAUUCUGUCAGUGGGAUCCUACUGCAGUAUGAUGAGUGCUGCGUUGUAUGGAAGUCAAAGAGUCUUUGGACCUUGGAUGCUUUGAUAAGCGAGCUGGAGGAGAUGCCUUGCGCUAAGCACCUUAUGAUUGACAACACGGCUGCUGUGACCUUAGCCGGUGGAGAAGGGAGCCAGAGGACCCGACACUUGAGGGUACGAUCGGCCUUUAUUCGGGAUAUGAUAGAUAGGGGUGAGAUAGAUAUUUCCCACUGUCCUGGAGACAUCCAGCUCGGAGACUGUUUGACAAAGGCCCUCCUCAAAUCCCGGUUAGAUGACCUCUGUAAGCUUAUUGGUUAA